GCAUUUUUAUGUUGUGGCCAAAACAACGUCGGCAUUAGUUUGCCAACUACCUGCAAACAAUACCGCUGUCUGUCAACCUUUGGACGUCGGGGUAAUGGGGCCUCUAAAGAAAAAGAUAACGACAUUCUGGGUGGCUGAGACCCACAAAUCUACAAAAGGAAAGUGCGCGCAGUGUGGGCUAGUGAAGAAUUGUAAUUGGGACAAGGAGUGCCGGUGGCAGAGCAAGUGUGUGUGCUGUGCGUUGUGCGGGCUUGGAGAGGAUUGCGAGUGUUGGAACCAUUGUCAAUGCUGGGACGAGUGCCUUUGCGGCGUUGCGUGUCUGUGCAGCGAGGAGUGCAUGUGCGUCGUCGAUGAAACCACAGAACUACCCCACCAUCAGAAGGAAGAGCGUAAGAAGCCAGCCGCAAAGCGUAAGAAGCAGAACCAAGCUAGAGCAGAGGAAUAUCGACGAUCUCCUAUCUCGCGAAUAAUCAAGGCUUGGAGAAGAUUUGAAGACAGAGGACAUCGUCAAGAGAUUUAAGAAAGUCAUUUCAAAGAAUCCC
Molecule: messenger RNA, 542 nt
Organism: Phytophthora nicotianae INRA-310
Lineage: Eukaryota; Oomycota; Peronosporomycetes; Peronosporales; Peronosporaceae
Exons: 1
Coding region: 95-520 (141 amino acids)
Source: RefSeq, a predicted model, not a curated record